This is a messenger RNA of Styela clava, 3360 nucleotides long. RefSeq lists its product as uncharacterized. The record is from RefSeq and is a predicted model, not a curated record. NCBI's taxonomy places the organism in Eukaryota, Metazoa, Chordata, Ascidiacea, Stolidobranchia, Styelidae.
UGGUUAUUUUUUAUGGUAAGACCUAUUUUGUUUUGCAAAUUACGAUGCCAAGUUUAAUUGGUACUCCCGAAGUAUGUGAAGAUGGCGAAUACGGAAACGUAGUAUGUGUAUUAAGUUAGGGUUAGGCCAUAAUUUUAUUCCCAAUUUCCCCUAUUUUAGUUCUCUUACGAGUUCGGAGACUAGCCAAGUGACUCCCGUAGUAUUCAUACCUGAAAUUAUAUCGUUUAAUUUGACUGCUUCUUGAAGUUAGAUAUUUAAACUGCUGAGAACAUGUUUUUUUGUAAGUUCUAGGUUUUUAUAUAUUAGAUAAAUUUUGUAUAUUCAAGACAGUUUACGGAUCUUACACACUACAAUGAAUGCUCCGAGAUUUUUCUCAAACGUGAGAUUUAAAAAGAAAAACAUCCAACUUAUAUUUUUCUCCGCUGUAUGUACUUUGUUUUUCCAUAAAAAUGCGGACGUUUUUGGAAAGAGCAAGAAAAUAAUUCAAAAUCAGGAAACGAGAAAACCAUUGUAUUGGAAUCCAGUGAUCAACAACGGCGUCGAAAACUUUGUAAUUCUUCCUGAUAUAAUACCAGAAGUCAAAAAACCUCGAAUUUUAUUGAAAAAUGAAUUGAACCUGGAAGAAACGAAAAGAAAGCUUCACAGAUAUCUUUCGAAUGCAAAUUUUAUGGAAAUAUCAAAAAAUGAGAUUCCACCUUAUUCAAAAAUACGCUGUCGUGAAGAUCUUGGUCGAAGGAUUCCAAAUAUUGUUCAUUACGUCUGGUUUGGAAAAUUGGAAUUGAAACUUCAUCAAUAUUUAUCAUUGAGGAGUGCUGCGUCCAUUCAGCAACCACAGAAACUAUAUCUUCACAUGGACUUGGAGAACUCACCUACUGGUCAAUACUGGGAGAGACUCAAAUCCGAAGUCCCGUGCUUAGAAAUUCAGCGCCACAAACCAAGUGAAUUCAUUUACGGUCACAGGCUUGCACAUGUUGAGCAUCAGUCCGAUAUUUUGAGAAUGCAAGUACUUUACGAUGUUGGUGGAAUUUAUCUCGAUAUCAACGCAUAUUUCGUGAACCCAAUGGAUAAUUUGAUGAACAAUUCAUUUGUUAUUGGCAAAGAGAAAAAGGGAUGUUACGGUAACAGUGUAAUGUUGUCGGAACCUGGCUCGCCAUUUUUAAAGUUAUGGUUUGAAAAUUAUCAUAAUUUUAAACCGUGGGAAUGGAAUGAACACAGCACACAUCUUCCUGUUAGACUUCAUGAAGAAAAUCCUCAAGUGGAGAUCUACGUUGAUGAAUACUCUAUGAUGAGACCAAACUACAAGGAUGGCAUGGAAUGGAUGUUGACGAGAAACUGGGAUUUAUCUGAUAAUUAUUGUGUCCACCUCUAUGAGAAUAGUUUCGAACUGGAAUACGCUCCGAUACUUGCAAUGUCCGAAGACGAAAUGAUUAAAAUUGAUUCAACAUUUGGACAAAUUGUGAGAAGAUCAUUGUUCGGACAAUAUCACAUCAAGGAAGAUGAAAUUCCCAAAUCCAUAGAGAAAAUAGAAUGUGCGCAACCUACAACGAGUCAAAACCGAAGAAUUCCGAAUAUUCUUCACUUUAUCUGGGAUGUUCAGAAGUUCAAUUACCAUAAUUAUCUCAGUAUCAGAUCAGCAGCUCAAGUUUUUAAGCCAUCUUCAAUUAUAUUCCAUAUUCUUGGAACAGAAGAACAAAUUGAACAACCAUUUCAUUAUUUAUGGGUUCGACUUAACCAUGAAAUCCCAUGUAUCACAAUUCAUAGAUUUAAGGGUGAUUUUGGAAAAUUUAAUUCGAAUUCGGAUCAAGAAUACAUUUUUAAAAUGAAGCUGAAUGCGGUGGUAAUGUAUGGUGGAAUCGUAUGGGAUGUAGACGCAGUUGCUCUUCGUCCUAUAUUCAAAGAUAUCACUGAUUACGGAGCGGUAGUUAGUUUGGAAGAGAGGAAUGCUUUAUCCAAUGUUGUUAUUGCCGGAGAAAAGAGUUCACCAUUCCUACAAAGAUGGAUAGAUCUUAUUGAGGAGAAAAAUCAAGAAACCAUCCAGGAACUAAAAAUAAUGGCUCAAACGAUGCCGGAUUUAAAAGUGAAGAUUAUACCAUCUCCACUGAUGAUGGCGCCAAAGAGUUGGUUUUUAGAAGACAUAGACGAUUUUCGACAGCAGAGGGCGUCAGGAUUCUAUUUCAAAUAUUGGCUCAACCAAAACGAAGAAGAUAUUUUGAAAGAAAAUACAACGUACAGCAAAAUUGCCAGAUACAUAUCAUACGGAAAUUAUAAUUCCGUUCUAUAAUACAUUAGUUUGUUAUCUAUCUUUUAUUUUAAAUCUCGUACAAUCAUGGAGUUUAAAAUGUAUUUUUGUGCUUCCUUUUUACGUAUUUCAAAAUUUAAUAAAGAUUGUGCAAACGUUAUAUUCAACAAUACGAGAAAUGUUGUUAUAUGACUCUUACUUUGGCUUUUUUUCUUCAUAUACGGCAUAAACGGCCACUGAUAUCUCACGAUGUAGUAUUUCAUUAUUGUUCAGUCGCAGCAUAUUUUCUAUUUUUGCGAUGCCAGUAUUAAAAGAUAAAAUUUGAUUUUUCGUUCUAUAUAUAGAGCAAAAGGUAGUUCGCUUGAUUGCGGAUUUGGUCAUGGCACCUUCCGAUCACUAUGCGAAGUUCACGGCCAACUAUCCAUGGCUGAAUCAAGCAUUAGGCUACAUUCUCACGUUUUUCUCCUAUAUUGAGCAAUGUUCAAGAAACUUUUUGUAGAAAGCUCCCGCCAGAAAUAACACCCCACCACCGCUAAGGUGGUGAGCGCAAUCUGCAGUGCUUGAAACGUAGAGGGGUGUUUUUCUCAAAUCUCACAUUUUUGUAUUAGUGGCGGUGGCUUUCUGCAGAAGGUACGUACAAGUGGCAACGGCCUAACAAAAAUCCGUUGCAUUGCGCUAAACUUCGAAAAUACACUUCAAUCGAUAUUUACACGCUACUUAGAGUCACCUACUGUCUCUAUAUGUAGAUAUGUUCAUCGGUUUUCUGCUUCUAGUUUUUGUUUAAUGUUAAUUGAAAGUAACUUGUGAAUGAGUAAAACUAGAAAUCAUCAAUAAAAUAGUCAGCUAAAGCUAAUUGGUUUUGCUUUUUAUCUAAUAUUUUAUAUUUAUACAACCAACAAAAGCUCCUAAUCUGGCAUGAGGACGUUGUCAACUUAUAUAUGAAAUUAGUCAGCAUUACGAUCUGUACUUCUAUAAGAAUUAAUUGACAUUAAAUUAUAAAAUAAGAACGAUUGCAUCUUUUUUGAAAAAAAAAACUGUGAAUCCCAAGUUUUAAUUUAUAUUUUGCACAAUUUGUAACACCAUUGUUGUCAGUACUCUAAACACGAAUUUCUUAAAAUGGG